AUGAUGCCCGGAGAGCGCAUCGAAUCAUGGCGUCAGCGCGUCCCAAGUCGUCUCGAGCGUCGAGAUCCCUUUGAGGGUGACGGUUUUGAUGAACGCCCUGCUACACGUCUCACUUUUCGUGACCCUUCUCCCCCUCCAGAGCGUCCUCGCACGCGUGUAAGCUUCCUCCGUGCUGCUACCCCUCUAUUUGGACGCUCAUCUACUCCCUCGGAGCAAACUGCUUCAAGCACAAUGGAACGACGUGCUAAGGGGAAACGCAAGACUCUACUCAACUUGCUGAGUCGUAAACGGAAGCGAAGAGAACAGGAAGUCGAAGUUCCACGGGAACCUGUUCAUUUGAACUUUCUGUUCGUUGGGAGUAAAGAGGCUGGACAGACAUCCUUGCUAUUCCGCUCUCGCUACGGUUACUUUCCUGAUUCCAAUGGCUUCUCCUGUCCUCUGUAUGAGACCUACGUCAACGACCGCAUCUACCAUGACCUGAACACCGUUGAGAAUUUGACCUACAUCGAAUGGGAUGCUGUGUUUCUCUGUUUCGACAUCGCGCAUAAAAUAUCCAUGUACACAAUCAUCCAAUGGUGGCAUCAUGCUUCUGACCAAGGAUUCGCCAAGUCUGAGACAUUUGAGCCGCUCUUGUACCUCGUCGGCCUCAAGAAGGAUCUGCGCGAUCAAUGCUUUUUGGAAGACCAUCAAUCUAGCUCUGACAAUUCGUCAUCCGGUCUGUUGGCGUAUCCCACUUGCUGUGUCUGCCCCUCCGAGGCAAUGUGGCAAGCGCAGCGAAUUGGCGCGCAUGAAUACGUCGAGUGUUCGGCUGCUACUGGCGAAGGAAUGAAAGAGGUCAUCGAUAACUCUGCAAGAGAGGCUAUGAGAAGAGUUGUCGGAGGAGCAUGCUCUGAAGAUGAGCCUGUUGCCGCCAAGAAAAGACGCAAGUUCUUUUGA
Molecule: messenger RNA, 936 nt
Organism: Fusarium sp. VM40
Lineage: Eukaryota; Fungi; Ascomycota; Sordariomycetes; Hypocreales; Nectriaceae
Source: the annotation of a GenBank genome assembly